AUGUUUAAUAGUGCUAUGCGGGAUGUUAUCUGCUCGUCCCGCGGCAUAGCCCUUUUCCUGCGUCGCAGCAGAGGAGCUACGCGCAUUUCCGUCGCGUGUUUCCAGAGCUCGCGAUAUUCGACCGUUUCAUCCGAUUGCACAGAUGAGACAGUUUCUCUUCCUAUUGGAAAUAAUGGGUCUAUAUAUCUCCAAAUUACGCGACCGAGCGCGUUGAGCCGGCCUCAGCAGGGGCAGUCUCCAGAAGGCCCAAAUAUAAUCCUCUACCUUCCCCCUGGACCUUUGUUACAGGGCAAUGGCGAGAGCGGAUCUCAAAAACAUGAAAACUCUGAAAUUGAUCACCAAAAGACUGGCGAUACCAACAUUUGGGACUCUGCAGUAGGUUCGCCCCAGCAUGUCCUAGCAUCUACCGCAUCUGCAUUAGUAGUCACAGUCAACUACCGCCUCGGGGAUAUACCAACACCUAUUUCCCCAUCUUCAGAUAAAAGCUCUAUCCCACAAGAGCCAAUUGAAGCCCCAAACCAAACACUGGAACCCAGCAACCCAGUCACCUCUUACAAAUACCCAACCCCAGUCCACGAUACCCUGGCCGGAUUCGACUGGAUCCGAACAAACCUCCGACCAUCCCAACUAGCCAUCUUCGGCACACACGUCGGAGGCUCCCUAGCGCUUAUGCUAGCUCUAACAGAAGCGCAAUCCAUCCAAGCCGUCGCCGCCGUAGAACCUAUCUGCGACUGGCCCGGCUUAGAUGAAUACUGCACGCGCGAGAGCACCACCACAACGCCCAGAACAGGAGCGGACAAUACCACCUCAAGCUCAACAUCCAAACACAAGCGCCAAUCAAGAAAAAAGGCCCCCGCACCGCCAGAUCUACUCCCCCUCCUCGAAGCCCGCUCAAAAUUCUUCUCAACACCUGAGCGCUGCUUCGACUCCUUCUCCUCACCAAUCCUCUUCCUCCGCUCUGCAGGCCGGGACGUGCCACGCGUAUUCCCGCAGUAUCUCACGGGACCGAAAUACCCCGUCCCCGUGCUGAAGGAGACGCGAAGCACAACAGCCGAGCAAUACGCUGCCGCGGAUGGGUCGAUCUGGGAUCGGGAUGUGUAUCCCGAUAUGGAUGCCGACGAUGUCGAGGAUAUUAGUGGUACUGUUACGCGGCGUCGGAAGGCGCUUUCGCGCUGGCCGCCGUAUGGACUGGAUUAUGGGCUUAGUGGGGAUACGUGGUCUGGGCCUGGGGAUGGGAUUGGGCGGUUGGAGAUGGCUUUGCCUUGGGUUCGGAUUUUAUUGAGAGAGGAUGGCGAUGCUUUUGCUUCGGGUUCUCUGUCUUCGUCUGCGAUUGAGAUGAAGAAGAAGAGUAGAGAAGGGGGUUCUGGGUCUACGGUUCUUGCGAGACAGGCUGAUGAGAUGGUUUCUGCUAUGCGGCGGGCUUGCUUUUGGGGGCGGGAGAAGGGGGUUGGGGAGCGGAGGGUUACUUUAGCCCGGGUGAGGAGGACUGAUGAGAAUGAGGGAGAAGAAGUGGGUGAUUGGUUUGAGGGUGUGUUUCAGGGAAGGAUGGAUGAUAUAGAUUAA
Penicillium concentricum is the source of this 1563-nucleotide messenger RNA. RefSeq lists its product as uncharacterized. The record is from RefSeq and is a predicted model, not a curated record. The coding region runs from base 1 to 1563 and encodes 520 amino acids. Gene Ontology annotation, molecular function: hydrolase activity. Lineage: Eukaryota; Fungi; Ascomycota; Eurotiomycetes; Eurotiales; Aspergillaceae. The transcript has 2 exons.